AGGACAUGACGUCACGGGUGUCAACAAGAGUUCUCCAAUCCCCACCUUUGCCGCGCCGCACAACCGCUGAUCUUUGCAGGGUCUUCACAUCAUGUCAGUAAUUCCCCUUUCACUGUAUUGCCUCUCCUCUACUGAACCUGUGAUGAAAUGAUGUAGAACAUGAUGGAGUUGAAUGGGAUUGAAUCUGUGAGUGGUAGUCUUAUAUAUGAAGCACCCACCUGUGGUUCCUGCUGGCUGUGAUCGGUAAAGGACUGUACAGCAUGGCAGCGACCUGCAUCAUGAAGCAGGUGGAGGAGCGCCAUGUUGCUAAUGAGAUAAUAAAGUGUGUGUGGUCACCCAAGAUGGAUCUGGUGGCUAUUGCAAAUAUCAAAGGUCAGGUGGCAAUGCACAGACUCUCUUGGCAAAGAGUGUGGGUCAUCAGUGCGCCCGGGGAGGGGAUUAAGGUCACAGGGCUGGCUUGGCGACCUGACAGCAAGAUCCUUGCUGUGGGAUACUCGACAGGAGAAGUGGUGCUAGUGGAUAUUGAGGACAGCAGUGCUAUCCACCGGCUGAACAUGAGUGUUGAGGUGACAGCACUCAGUUGGGCAGCACAUGUGCCUGAGGAACCCACCAAGGAGGAGACCAUGUUCACUGACAUGUCCGAUAAUUACCUCCCACCACUGCCAUCACUUUCCAAGACAUACACAGGGGGCAGUGGGGAGGAACAGGAGGAAGGUUGGCAUGAAGGACGGCUCCUCCGGGACCAAAACUGCUUAACUCUUCUCACCGUGGGCACUGCUACUGCUGCCAUCCAUCUGUAUGCCUUUGGCCUCUUCCAUUGUGCCACUGUGGAGUUAAGUGAGACUGUGCCUGGGGCAGGACCAGUGCUAGAUGCUACUCCUUCCCAUGACCUGCACCUGCUCAGCUGUCUGGUAGAGAGGGAGACAGGAUCUGGUCGGGAGUUGGUUCAUGCCACAGUGGAGACGCUAGUGCUGGCCUGUCGCCACCAAGAGCUGCACGCUCUGGCUCGUCGCUAUGGCCAGAUCCUCGGCCUGAUGAGUUAUGCUAACCAUACCCUCACACUGCUGGAGGAGGCCUGGGAGAGCAUUCUGCUGGAGCUGGACCACAAGCUGGCCGACUAUGCCCGCACUGUGCCGGAAGGAGGUGUUGCUGCAGAUUUCCUCGAGCUUUUAGUGUUUGGUCGCACCUCAUCAGAGUUUGAGGUGUUCUUGUCCAAUGAGCUGACGGAGAAAGGUCUCAAGAAGCUGGGCCACUCUAUUGAGCUGAGCUAUUCUAACAUUCAGAAGCUGGUGCUGCGGAAUGUGCAGGCGGUGGGUCAGGCACUGGUGCACCAACUGAGUGCACUGAUGGGCCUGGCACGAUGCCACGGUCGCUUUGGGGUGCUUGGGGUGGAGGAGGAGUCAGUUGGCCGGGCAGUGCAGGAGGCCGGUGCCUUUGUGCUCAAGGCAGUAGAGCUGCAGCAGGUGAUAGAUGCAGCCAUGACCACCUUCAAGGCCUUCCUGCGCUGGUUGUAUGUGGUGGUCCAGCGUGCCCGUGCCGAGUCUGUGCCUGAGGACAUGACUCGUGGCACCCAACAAGAUCUCACUUACAUAGCAGAGUUCCUGCAUGACGGCCUGGAAGACACCCCUGCUGGUUCUUCCAGUGGUGCCCAGGGGGAGAGGCGGCCAAGGUUCCGCCUGGAGCGUGUUGGUCAGUACUUGAAGGAUGCCCCACUGUCCUGUCCCCCAGAGUCUGGGCCCAAUCCUUGGGUGGCCUUCUUGGAGAAGCAUCCAACCUUGGCCAAUCACCCUUUGAUUUUUCCUCAUCACCGUGACCGUUCACUUGUGCAGGAACUUAACAGCAUGGCAGGUGUGCUGGAAAGUAUGGCUAGUCAGCCAGCACAAGUCAUCAGUGAGGCCAUUACUGUGGCCUCCUGGGUGCCCUUGGUGAAGGUUACAGAGGGCACGACAGUGAGUGUGAGUCAGAUGAGCUGUCCGAAGGAUUCUGCUGUUUACACUGUUGUGUUGCCUUGCUCUGGCCAGUCUCUGCUGUAUUUGGCUCGCUGGUCUACCAAACCGGAGGUAUUGGUUCAUGCUUCAGCAGGGCCUGGACCUGCCCACCAUGUUGAGGCCAUGCCUUUUGUGUUCUCACGGCUGGAUGGAGCACGAAGCACCUCUCAGGACCAGGCCCCUACCACCUCUAUUCUGAAGUUAAUGGGAGCACAGUUCUAUACUGAAGAAACUCUAUCUGUGCUGGCACAGGACCCCAAUGACCCACGUACAGCUCUUUUCAUCCAGCUUUGGGUGGUGGCUGCAGCAGGGGAGCUCAGGCCCCUGGCUUUGUAUGGGGGCCAUUCACUGGCAGAAGCUAAUCUGACGCCCUGUGAUGCUGGGACACUUGUUGAUGCCAGUGGUUUCAGGCGGCUGGAGGGUGGCCCACUCACCACAUUAGCUGUGUCUGGGUCCCGGAAGGUGGCUCUUCUGCUCUCUGAGAACAGACGGCGGGUGAGGCUAUUUGAAAUGGAAGUGGAUGAGGAUGAUGAAGAUGAUGAGGAUGAGGACACUGCAGCUCAACAUGAGUCCAUAAUAAAUGCCUCUGGUGCCUCAGAUGAUCAGGCUGAUACCUUAUAAUGUAAAGAAGGGACAAGCAAGUUGUAUGUUUAUAAGUUUCCACUGCUUUAAUGGACAAUUUUUCAUUAAAUGAUUAGACAGUA
Messenger RNA from Portunus trituberculatus (swimming crab), 2692 nucleotides. It is a transcript of the gene APC4, whose product is annotated as anaphase-promoting complex subunit 4-like. The transcript has 5 exons. Gene Ontology annotation, cellular component: anaphase-promoting complex; nuclear periphery. Gene Ontology annotation, molecular function: protein binding. Gene Ontology annotation, biological process: positive regulation of mitotic metaphase/anaphase transition; anaphase-promoting complex-dependent catabolic process; protein K11-linked ubiquitination. The record is from RefSeq and is a predicted model, not a curated record. Bases 261 to 2609 code for a protein of 782 amino acids. NCBI's taxonomy places the organism in Eukaryota, Metazoa, Arthropoda, Malacostraca, Decapoda, Portunidae.